Letharia columbiana is the source of this 357-nucleotide messenger RNA. RefSeq lists its product as uncharacterized. Gene Ontology annotation, molecular function: nucleic acid binding; ATP binding. Bases 1 to 357 code for a protein of 118 amino acids. Gene Ontology annotation, biological process: maturation of LSU-rRNA from tricistronic rRNA transcript (SSU-rRNA, 5.8S rRNA, LSU-rRNA). The transcript is spliced from 2 exons. The record is from RefSeq and is a predicted model, not a curated record. NCBI's taxonomy places the organism in Eukaryota, Fungi, Ascomycota, Lecanoromycetes, Lecanorales, Parmeliaceae. Gene Ontology annotation, cellular component: nucleolus.
AUGCCGCCCACCGCGGACGACUGUGAGCCGCAGAAAUUCGCGGACCUCAAGCUCGACCACAGGACGAUGCAAGCCAUCACUGACAUGGGCUUUCGGGAGAAGACUUUGACACAGGUUCAGAGAGCUGCUAUACCACCUUUGCUUGCCGGUCGUGGCGUCCUUGAGGCUGCAAAAACAGGCUCAGGGAAAACGCUAGCUUUCCUCCCCCCAGCUGUUGAACUGCUGUCUUCUCUGAAUCCAAGCCGCGGAAUGAUACUGCUGUCGUUGUCGUUUCGCCUACACGUGAGCUUGCACUGCAGAUCUUUGGUGUCGCCCACCCACUUCUUGCACAUCAUUCUCAGACUGGGGGCACCAUAA